UAACUCAAAAUGCAUAUUUUAACGUCUGUUUCUCUUUCUCUCAUAACAUUUUUGGUUCAAAAGUCCUAGACUUUUAGCUUAGUGAAAGACCUGUUUUGGUGGGUCUCUUUGCUGUGGACUAUGUUGGUGGCUUCAGUUGAGGCCUAAGAGACGGAGAAACACAUCCUUUUCUUAUGUAAACUCAGAAAAAUAAAGAUGAAGGAUAUAUGGGCUAUGUUUUGUGCUGCCGAAUCUGAUGGUUCAAAAUUUGAGCUUUGGAAUCACCUUUCUUCAUGUUCCAACAAUGCUUUGAUGAUCUUCUUUGAUGUUGUUCUUUUCAUCAUGCUCUUUAUCACCAUGAUUAAAAAACCAUCCUCAAAGCUGGGUCAUGUUCCAUCUUGGUUUCAAGGCCUUUCCUUUCUUCAGAUAGUCUCAGUUGUCUUCAACAUCUGUCUCGGAUUGUCCUUUCUGUUCUUUGGAUUCAGCAUAUUAGAAGAGAAUUUAAAGAAAAAUCAAACUGCUGUGCCUUUGCAUCAAUGGUUGCAAGCAUUAUUUCAAGGCUUCACUUGGUUAUCUGUGGCCUUGACAGUAAGUAUCAAAGCGAAACAGCUUCCAAGAGCACCUGUUCGGCUGUUGUCCAUUCUAGUUAGCUUGUUUGCUGGAUUUGCUUGUGUUCUGUCUUUGUUUGCCGCACUUUCAAACAAACAAGUAACCAUUAAGAUAGCUUUAGAUGUUUUAUCUCUUCCAGGAGCUGUUCUUUUACUCUUAUGUGCUUAUAAGAGUUCUAAAUUUGAAGAGAGUGAUGAGGAUGUUGUCACUCAAAAUGGUCUUUAUACACCUUUGAAUGGUGAGCCUAAUAACAUUGAUAAAGGUGGCCAUGACUCAGUUACCCCAUUUGCCAAAGCUGGAUGGUUCAGCAAGUACACAUUUGGGUGGCUACACUCGUUGAUGAAAAUGGGAAAAGAGAAAACUCUCGAGGAAGAAGAUAUACCGAGGCUGCGAGAAGCUGAUAGAGCAGAAAGUUGCUAUCAAAUGUUCUUGGAGCAAUUGGAGAAACAAAAACUCAAGGAUCCUUCUUCUCAACCAUCAGUGUUGAAGAUAAUACUUUUAUGCCACUGGAAAGAGAUUUUCAUAUCAGGGUUCUUUGCUUUAAUUAAGAUUUUGACUCUCUCUGCUGGUCCUUUGCUUCUUAAUGCGUUCAUUUUGGUAGCUGAAGGAAAAGAAAGUUUCAAGUAUGAAGGUUCUAUAUUAGCCUUUACUCUUUUCAUUUCAAAGAGCCUUGAAUCCAUCUCACAAAGACAGUGGUUCUUUAGAAGUAGACUUACUGGUCUGCAAGUGAAAUCAUUGCUCACUGCAGCCAUUUACAAGAAGCAACUGAGAUUAUCUAACUCUUCGAAGCUUAUUUAUUCUAGUGGUGAGAUUAUGAAUUAUGUUACUGUGGAUGCCUAUAGGAUUGGGGAAUUUCCAUAUUCGUUCCAUCAGACUUGGACUACUAGUCUCCAAAUCUGUAUUGCCUUAGUGAUUCUCUUCGAAUCAGUUGGAUUGGCGACGAUUGCAGCGUUGGUGGCAAUAAUUUUUACUGUGAUAUGCAAUGCUCCACUUGCUAAGCUACAGCACAAGUUUCAGGUGAGGCUUAUGACAGCUCAAGAUGAGAGGUUGAAAGCUCUCUCUGAGGCUCUUGUGAACAUGAAGGUGUUGAAACUAUAUGCAUGGGAAACUCACUUCAAGAAUAAUGUGGAAAGUUUGAGGAAGGUAGAGUUGAAAUGGCUAUUGGCAGUGCAGUUUCGAAAAGCAUACAAUUCCAUUCUACUCUGGGCAUCUCCUGUUUUGGUCUCUGCUGCAACAUUUGGAGCAUGUUACUUUCUCAAAGUACCCCUGCGCGCCAACAAUGUCUUCACAUUCCUAGCAACUUUACGCCUUGUUCAGGAUCCUGUUAGAUCAAUACCUGAUAUAAUUAGUGUGGUGAUUCAAGCAAAGGUUGCAUUUUCACGAAUUGUGACUUUUCUUGAGGCCCCAGAACUACAGAUUACAAAAGACAAUCAAAUGUUCAACCUGGAGAGUGGGGACAAAGCCAUAAUUUGUAACUCGGCUGAUUUUUCAUGGGAAGAUAAUUUAUCAAAGCCAACUCUGAGAAACAUAAAUUUAAAUGUUAGCACUGGCGAAAAGGUGGCUAUAUGUGGAGAGGUUGGCUCAGGGAAAUCAACUCUUUUGGCUGCAAUUCUUGGUGAAGUUUCAAAUGUUCAAGGCAGUAUUCAAGUUUGCAGAAAUAUUGCCUAUGUCUCUCAGACGGCAUGGAUCCAAUCAGGCACCAUACAAGACAAUAUUUUGUUUGGCUCCCCUAUGGAUGGUCUAAGGUACAGAGAAACACUAGAGAGAUGUUCACUAGUGAAGGAUUUUGAACUGUUGCCUUAUGGUGACUUGACCGAAAUUGGAGAAAGAGGAGUGAAUUUGAGUGGUGGCCAGAAACAGCGAAUCCAACUUGCUCGAGCACUUUAUCAAAAUGCUGAUGUAUAUCUUUUGGAUGAUCCAUUCAGUGCUGUUGAUGCACAUACUGCUACAAGCUUAUUUAAUGAAUAUGUUAUGGAAGCACUAUCAAACAAGACAGUCAUGCUUGUGACCCAUCAAGUUGAUUUCUUACCUGCAUUUGAUUCUGUUUUGAUAAUGUCUGAUGGGGAAAUUUUAGAAUCAGCUCCUUACCAUCAAUUAUUGUCAACAAGCAAAGAGUUUCAAGACCUUGUGAAUGCACAUAAAGAGACUGCGGGUUCUGAAAGGCUUGCUUAUGUAAAUACCACAGAGAAACUUGGAACAUCUAGUAAGGAAAUCAAAAAGAGUUUUACAGAAAAGCACUUCCAAGUAUCUACAGGAGAUCAGUUGAUUAAGCUAGAAGAAAGAGAAAAAGGGGACACAGGAUUUAGGCCUUACAUACAAUAUCUGAGUCUGAACAAAGGGUACUUGUACUUUAUCAUCUUAACUACCUGUCACCUUAUAUUCGCCAUUGGUCUGAUGUUGCAGAACUCUUGGAUGGCUGUUGGUGUAGAAAAUCCUCAUGUCAGCACAUUGAAGUUAAUCCUGGUUUACUUGUUGAUUGGAAGUUGCUCCUUAUUAGUUUUGCUUUUCAGAUCCUUUGCUAUAGUUUAUUUGGGUAUUGAAUCCUCAAAAUCUCUAUUUUCCCAACUACUAAAUUCCCUUUUUCGAUCUCCAAUGUCCUUUUACGACUCCACACCAGUGGGAAGGAUACUUAGUCGGGUUUCAUCUGAUCUGAGUAUAGUUGAUAUGGAUGUCGCAUUUGGCAUAUUCUUUGCUGUUGGAUCUUCCAUCAAUUGUAUUUUUAAUCUUGGAGUACUAGCUGUUAUCGCUUGGCAAGUCUUGUUUGUGUCAUUACCAACUAUUUAUCUGGCCCUUCUGUUGCAGAAAUAUUACUUUGCUACUACUAAAGAACUUACGCGUAUCAACGGCACAACAAAGUCCUUUGUAGCUAACCAUCUUGCGGAAUCUGUGGCUGGAGCCACAACAAUUAGAGCCUUUAAAGGAGAAGAACGCUUUUUCAAGAAAAGUUUAGAGCUCAUUGACAUAAAUGCUAGCCCAUUUUUUCAUAGUUUUGCAGCAAAUGAAUGGUUAAUCCAAAGAUUAGAAACACUCAGUGCAACAAUUCUUGCUUCUGCAGCAUUCUGUAUGGUCCUUCUCCCCCCUGAAACUUUAACCUCUGGAUUUAUUGGAAUGGCCCUAACGUAUGGUCUAUCCAUGAACAUUUCUGUGGCGAAUUCUAUUCAAAGGCAAUGUACUCUCACAAAUUACAUGAUUUCAGUAGAAAGGUUAAACCAAUACAUGUGCCUACCAAGUGAGGCUCCUGAAGUGAUCAUAGAUAAUCGCCCCCCAACCAAUUGGCCUAAUGUGGGGAAAGUAGAGAUAAAUAAUUUACAGAUCAGAUAUAGAGCCAACUCCCCCCUUGUUAUUCGCGGGAUUAGUUGCACAUUUGCAGGAGGGCAUAAGAUUGGCAUAGUUGGUCGAACAGGGAGUGGGAAGACUACUUUAGUAGGAGCUUUGUUUCGUCUGGUGGAGCCAACUGAAGGGAGUAUAGUAGUUGAUGGCAUUGACAUAUGCACAAUAGGACUCCAUGAUUUGAGGUCACGCUUGGGAGUAAUACCUCAAGACCCCACUCUAUUUAAUGGGACUGUUAGAUACAAUUUGGACCCCUUAUCUCAACAUUCUGACCAUGAAAUAUGGGAGGUUCUUGGAAAGUGUCAACUUAAAGAAGCUAUUGAGGAGAAAGGUGGUCUGGACUCGUCAGUUGCGGAUGAUGGCUCAAAUUGGAGCAUGGGACAAAGACAGUUGUUCUGUUUGGGGAGAGCUCUACUAAGGAGAAGUAGGAUAUUGGUGCUUGAUGAAGCAACUGCUUCCAUUGACAAUGCCACUGAUAUGAUUCUACAAAAAACCAUUAGAAUUGAGUUUGCUGAGUGCACUGUCAUCACAGUAGCUCACCGAAUACCGACUGUGAUGGAUUGCACCAUGGUUCUUGCCAUGAGCAAUGGAAAAAUAGUGGAGUAUGACGAGCCAAUGACGUUGAUGAAGAAAGAAGGAUCACUUUUCGGAAAGCUGGUGAACGAAUACUGGUCUCAUUUGCAAUCUGCUGAAUCACAUGGAUAAUAAUUACAUUAAAAUUGCAAGUCAAGGAGACAUUAUAAUGAUUUUCCACUCAAAAUGGUGACAUGAUAUCUCUACCAGUUUUCAUCAUUGCCUAGGGAAUAUUUCUUGUAUGAAUAAUAAGUUAAAUCUUCUUUAAUCGAUUCACGGUUGAUUUUCCA
Molecule: messenger RNA, 4781 nt
Organism: Humulus lupulus (European hop)
Lineage: Eukaryota; Viridiplantae; Streptophyta; Magnoliopsida; Rosales; Cannabaceae
Product: ABC transporter C family member 10-like
Exons: 12
Coding region: 196-4623 (1475 amino acids)
Biological process (GO): transmembrane transport
Cellular component (GO): vacuolar membrane; plant-type vacuole
Molecular function (GO): ABC-type transporter activity; ATP hydrolysis activity; ATP binding
Source: RefSeq, a predicted model, not a curated record